Drosophila persimilis is the source of this 1062-nucleotide messenger RNA. Its product is annotated as actin cytoskeleton-regulatory complex protein pan1. Bases 1 to 1050 code for a protein of 349 amino acids. The transcript is spliced from 2 exons. NCBI's taxonomy places the organism in Eukaryota, Metazoa, Arthropoda, Insecta, Diptera, Drosophilidae. The record is from RefSeq and is a predicted model, not a curated record.
AUGUGGAGCACAAAACUGCAGCUACUGAUCCUGCUAAGCGGAGCCCUGCUCAGUGCCCGAGCUUCACCAACUGGAGACCAAGCGGAAGAAGUCACUGUAACCCAUCCACCACCUGAGCAACUCGAAUCGGAAUCGCGCUCGCAGAAAGAGGAUGUCUUGGAUGUGGACGAGGACCUAGAUGGCAGGAGUGCCUAUGUCAACAAUCAGUUUGUGCCCAGUGAGCCCGUGGAGCUGUUGGAGGAUGAGCAGAAUGCGCCGCUCUAUGAGAUACUUCAGAAGCAAAUGGAGCAAGUCCUGGCCUCCACAGGUCCCAACGACCCCGUCUACGAGCAUAGGGAGAAGCAGGAUAGACGAGAUCAGCAGCCUCCUAAUCGACCACCCCCUCUCUUCACCAGCAGCCAUCCGAACGAUGCGGAAGUGGAUGAUGACUAUGAAGAUGGGGAGGAUCGGACGGAUUUGGGCUACAGCGAUCAAGAGAAGCCAGAUGCGGCUUCCGUGCUCGAGGAUGAUGAGCAGACCGAGACAGGCUAUCAAUUGCCACAGCCACAGAAGCCAUCAACCACCACUCCCAGCACCACCCGUAGACCCCACAAACGCCGCAGUACUACAGCGCAUCCGCGCACCACUCGAGCAAGGACCUCAGCUCAACCCAGAGCCACCCCAAAGCCAGCGAACCUAACCACCAUUUCCACCACCAGCUCCAUUGAGGUGACACCACCUCCGACAACCCCGAUCCCAAGGCCCAAGGCCAGUCCCAGUCCCAGUCCCAAUCCCCGGCCACUGCCGAAUCCAUCCAACAGUCUGCCCAGCGAUCCUCAGGUCUAUCAGCACAAGCGCCGCAUCAUUUUCAAAACCAUCUCGACGGGCUCACAGUUCAUCAACUCCCCGAUUGGUGAUCUUAUGAUUAAGUUCUCCAUCGGCUUCGCCAGACCAGCUCAUGGUGAGGCACCAGUGCCGUCCAGCGAGGCGCUGCGUGCCCUUUCGAACAAUUUACUGCGAAACAUAGAACUCCAGAAACUGAAGAGAGCCAAUAAAGUCCAGAGAGAUUGAUAAAAUUUAGUU